ACUUCUGAAGCGCCCCCUUUCGAUCACAUACGCACUUUCGCACGUACACACUUUGGUCUCACAAGUUUGUUUAUUCUUUCUCAACACCUUUUGAUGUAAUAUUGAAUAGUAAUAAACAACAUACCUGGACGGAGAUCAAGAUUAUAAUACAGAAAAGAGAGACCGAUUGACGGACACCGACAUUUUUACCCCAGAACAGGAAACCACUGAUUUGAGAAGAAAAAAAAUUAUCAUGGGUGAACCCUCCAGCGAAAUUCCCAUGGUCGACUUCAGCGCCUAUCGUUUGUCUCUGGAGAAACCCGACGCCAGUCAGUUUCAGAAGCUAGUUGAUGAUGUACACAACGCACUGACUACCAUUGGCUUCUUCUUCAUCGUCAACACUGACUUCCCGCAAGAAAAGACAGAGGAAUUGUACCAAGUUUCCAAGCAUUACUUUGAACUGCCACUCGAUGUGAAGCUUCGACAUCCACGCACUUCCGGUGCCCACGGUUACGUUAAAGUAGGCCGAGAAUGCGUCAAUCCAGAUCGACCAUACGGUGACCUCAAGGAAAAUUUCAACUUCAGUCCUCAAACAGCAGGCGAUCAAUGGCCAACAGAAGCCGAGUGCCCGGGCUUCAAAGCUGCAAUGAACGAGUUCUUCGACUUGUGCUUUCCUCUUCACAACAGAGUCCUGGAGAUCAUGGGACAUGGACUCAAACUGGAGGACCCCUUGCAUUUUGUCAAGUCUCACAAGAAGCCCAGAACUGACAGUUCAAUAUGCCUGAGAACAUUGUUCUACCCGUCACUCUGUGACGUCACCGUAAAGGAGCAACAAGUACGGUGUGGGGAACACUCUGACUUUGGCGGGAUCACGCUGCUGUUCCAGCAAAAGCCUGGAUUGUUGGUGCAAAAGAUUGACGGCAGCUAUAUCAAGGUUCCAAUGGUAGAGGGCGGUAUACUGAUUAACACUGGUAGCCUGAUGCAGCGAUGGACAUCCGACUUGUAUCCUGCCACUAGACACUGUGUGUUCAUGGAUGACACGCCUGAGGAACUAGACAAGUCACGCCAGUCCAUUGCUUUCUUUGGUUACCCAGACAACGAUGCCAUCAUCGAGUGCGUGGAUAAGAGCAACAAGUAUCCACCCAUCUCAGCACUGGAUUAUUUGAACUUCAGAUUAGGGGAAAUAUACAAAAACGCUCAGUCGUAAUCAUAUUCAAAAUUGUAUAAAAAAAAAUAAAAAAACAUUCUCACUUGAUGCCCGAAAGAUAAAUUCUAUAUUUCUCUAUGGAUCAUGAAUAGUGUAUUUUAUUUCUUUCACAUUUUUAUUAACAAAAAAUGUUAACACUGCUUUUUUGGAAUAACUUAGAAUGACAGACAAUGCAUACAACUGGAUGUACAUUGUAUUUUAAUUGUUUACUGUUGACUUUGUCUAGGUUAUCUGAACUAUUCCACAUCACUGAUUUCAUCCCAAAGGGAAAACUAAGUUAGUUUUGCAAAUGGGCACUGGGAAAUGCUAAGGAGUUAUAAAGCUAAUAAAAAAGUUAAUCUACUGGUUACUCUUGACACUGUGUUCACUGGAUAACACUAUUUUGCCAUUCAAAGGAUGGAACUUUCUUAAAAACUUUUUAAUGUACAAUUAUGAGGGUAGGGCUACCACUUGCAUUCAUUUUUUGUUAAUUAUUUAACACUUUCAUUUCAAUAGUUAAGUGCAGCACCACAAUAACAUAAUUCUGUAUCGUUUUAAUUUUAUCAACUUGAUUUGAUUACUUUUUCAAUGUAAAUUAUAUUGUAAAACAUCAGACCGAUCAAUUACAUUUGUACAUAUAUAAACUAAAAUCAGCUAAAGAGUGUAUUUUUUUCAACAAAAAGCUUCUGCACUGAAUCACAUGAAAUGUAGAGAUUUGUAGAAUUGUAUACUGUCCCUCUAUUCGAUUAACUUGCACAUUAAGCAUUGUCUGAAAUUGUUCAUAUUACUUUUCUAAUCUUAAACUGCCGUUAUAGACUGGUCAUGUUUCUAGAAGGCAUGACACAGAUUACUAUGAACAUUAAAAGAAACAUGACAAGUGCAAAUUCAAUAUCAUUCACAUUAAAUAACACCAUAACAGUAGAAUGGACAGUA
Messenger RNA from Patiria miniata (bat star), 2098 nucleotides. RefSeq names its product 2-oxoglutarate-dependent dioxygenase htyE-like. NCBI's taxonomy places the organism in Eukaryota, Metazoa, Echinodermata, Asteroidea, Valvatida, Asterinidae. The record is from RefSeq and is a predicted model, not a curated record. The transcript has 8 exons. Gene Ontology annotation, molecular function: dioxygenase activity. Bases 233 to 1186 code for a protein of 317 amino acids.